Molecule: messenger RNA, 1326 nt
Organism: Fomitopsis serialis
Lineage: Eukaryota; Fungi; Basidiomycota; Agaricomycetes; Polyporales; Fomitopsidaceae
Product: RmlC-like cupin domain-containing protein
Exons: 11
Coding region: 226-1221 (331 amino acids)
Cellular component (GO): cell wall
Molecular function (GO): manganese ion binding
Source: RefSeq, a predicted model, not a curated record
CACUGGCGACUACUGGCGACCCAAUCAGAUGAACUCCUUUCCACCGGGCUAGCGCAACUUCCUGUUGUGGCGAUGCUCGAGGGUACGCGUGCCUUCGGGAUUGCCGCGCUCCCCGACAUGGAGACCACGCUAGUGUGGGGCGACCCCGACCGGGAUGCUGCGGCAUAUGAUCGUGUAUAAAGCCUGCGGUGAGGUUAGGUGACCUCUAUCAGCCUCUAUCUGCGCAUGUUCUACUCAUUGCUUUUGCCAAUGGCGCUCGCCGUUUCGGUCGUGACGGCUCAGACCACUACGGACACGAACUCAGUGAUCGGCGAGCUCAUCACUGCUCCGAACCACAAAGGUCGUGUUGCCGAUCUUCCCCAAGACUCUGAUUUCGUAUUCGAUUUUGCGAAUCCCCCGACUGCCGCUAUAACCAAGGGUGCCGGCGGGCGCCUCGUCCUCGCAUCCGUCGCGACCUUCCCUGCUUUGUUGGGUAACGGCAUUGCUAUUGCUUCUGGGUUCCUCGGGCCAUGUGGGAUGAACACCCCCCAUACGCAUCCAAGGGCCACCGAGUUUCUGUAUGCAGUCAAUGGCACGCUCACGAACGGGAUGAUCACGGAGACGGGCUCUCGUUUCAUCAUUAAUAACGUCACGACGGAUCAAGCAAUGCUGCUGCCUCAGGGCUCGAUUCACUUCCAGUUCAACGACAACUGCGAACCGGUGCACUUUGUUUCUGCUCUGAAUAACGUAGACCCCGGUGUCCUGUUGGCUGCGCAAGGGUUAUUUGGCUUGCCUCCGGCUAUCGUUGCUGCAACGCUUGGCCAGCUUGGUGUUGAGGAAGUGGCUGGCAUUGCGACAAUUAUUCCUGAUGACAUCGCCUUUGGCUCCCAAGAAUGUCUUGCGCGAUGCGGCAUCAACCCUGGUCAGCAGCCCACCAACGAGCAAGUUCCCCGUGUCUCUGGCAACGCUCUUCCCGCAGAUAUUAUGACUGCUAGCGCAUGGAGUCCCUCGAACCAGAGCCGGAGCGUCCUCGGGGCAGUAGCCGACUCUUCGUCUGGGUCCUCGACUUCUCCUCAAAGAUGCAACCCGUUGAAUUGCGCUCAUCGCGCAAACCGUUCAUAUUCUCGUCCUGUCAUGAAGGGCCGCGCCCUCGUUCCCACUCUCGAUGCCGAGGUCCACGACGACAAGCCUUAUGACCCGGCCGAUUCGCAACAGUCCUUCUACAGCCACAUCCAUGCAUGAUCGCCCUUGGUGUGUUCCUUGCAGUUGAGUCGCAGAGGUAGUUUUCUGGGCCUUUGUGGGGUCGAUCCGGAUCCAGAACGGACAAAUCACCUUUUGUAGCCGUAU